GAAUCACAAAUUAUCAAGGACCGAAGCUGGAUAAUUGUUAGUGCCAUCAUAUUAGAUAAUCGAUUUUGGAAUGAAUGUCUUGAAGUUGUGAAGAUUGUGUCUCCUCUUAUAAAGUUGUUGAGAAUUGUUGAUUUAGAUGAGAAGCCUUCUUUGCCUUAUGUUUAUGAAGGCAUGCAAAAGGCAAAAAAAGCAAUUAAGGCAGUCUUCACCAAUAAGAAAGACCAAUACAAGCCUUACACAAAUAUAAUCCAAGCCCGAUGGGAUAAGCACUUGAAGACUAAUCUUCAUGCAACAGCAUAUUUGUUGAACCCUGCCUUCUUGUAUGAUGAUGACUUUGUUCACAAAAGAAGGUUAAUGGAUGCUAUGCUUUCAGUGUUUGAGUCAACUGAAAAUAAAGAUAUUGAUUAUAUUGUGAUGAUGAAGCAGUUGAGCUUGUAUCGUGACCGUAAAGAAUUUUUUGAUAAAACUUCAUGUCAUAGAGCAGCACAGAAGCUAGACCCUUAUGAAUGGUGGUCUUUUUAUGGAAGUUCUGUUCCAGAGUUGCAAAAUCUUGCAAUGCGUAUUCUUAGCCAAACUUCUUCCUCUUCUAGUUGUGAGAGAAAUUGGAGCUUGUUUGAACGCAUCCAUACCAAAAGAAGAAAUAGAUUGGAACAUCAAAGACUAAAUGAUUUAGUCUUUACAAACUACAAUCUACGAUUGAAGAAUAGGAGCCAAUUGAAGAAAAAACAAGUUUUGAUCCAAUUGAUUAUGAAUCUAUUGACAAAUUGGACUUUUGGAUUGCUGAAGAGGAAUAAGAGCCAGCUCCAGAGUUUGAUGCUGAUGAUGUCAUUAAUUUGGAAAGUGCUAUGCAUAAUGAGAAUGUUAUAGCUUCAUCAGCUUCUGAGAGAAAUAAUGAAGGUGAAGAAGAUAUGAAUAUUUCAGAGCAUCCAUAUUUGAAUGAUGAUGUUGGAAGUGGUUCUGGUUUCUCUCAAUCAUCUCCUAAUGUUUCAAUUCUUACUCCCGCAGAUUUGAAUGAAAUUAAUGAGGAUAUUGGUGUUGAUUAUUAUUAACUUUAGACUUUUUGAUGAUUAAAGGAUUGUAAGGAUGAAUAUUUUAAAUGUUGUGUUUUUAAUGAUGUUUUGAUGAUUAUCAUGGACUUGUAUAUGAUAUUACAUAAGAUAUUAAGUCUUAGAGAAUUUGUUUUUAUUUAAAUCAUAUUA
Prosopis cineraria is the source of this 1199-nucleotide messenger RNA. RefSeq lists its product as uncharacterized. The record is from RefSeq and is a predicted model, not a curated record. NCBI's taxonomy places the organism in Eukaryota, Viridiplantae, Streptophyta, Magnoliopsida, Fabales, Fabaceae. The transcript is spliced from 4 exons. Gene Ontology annotation, molecular function: protein dimerization activity. The coding region runs from base 172 to 867 and encodes 231 amino acids.